CCGUUUCUCGCUUAAGAUCGCUCAAUGAUUUUGCAAUAAUUUCCUCCAACUAUAAAUACGGCACUCAUCCCGAAUUUCAAUUCAGUUAAGUUAGUUAAAAGCAUAACCAAGAUGCUACCUCCACCUCGGCAGAUAGUUCUCUUGUUCGGUUCAUUCUAUUUGAUAGCCAUCAUAGCCAGCGAUUGCGAAUGUGAGCCGAUAGUGCAUUGCAUACCAGAUUGUCCCGAAAUCAAAUGGCGUCAUCAGUGGGGCAGUAAAACCAGUGACAAUGUUGUCUAUCGUCCCAUACCGGUGAAACGUGUUGUGGUGCAUCACUCGGUGACACCGGAAUGUUCAAGUUUUGAUCAGUGCUCGAGAAUCGUUCAAAAUAUGCAAUCGUUUCAUGUGAAUCAAAAGAAAUACAGAGACAUUGCCUACAACUUCCUUAUCGGCAACGAUGGUCUGGUCUAUGAGGGGACGGGUUGGCAUGUUGCCGGCUCUCAUACGUAUGGCUAUAAUCGAAAUGGUACCGGCAUAGCGUUUAUUGGCGAUUUUAGUGCUAAAUUACUCAGCAAAGCCUUGGAUGCCGCCAAACAUCUGUUAAUUGGGGUGGAGAAUGGCGCCCUAGAUGCCAACUAUGAACUUUAUGCCGGUUCCCAGGUCAUCUCAACCCAAAGUCCUGGUUUAAUUUUGUACAAUGAAAUUCAGGAAUGGGAUCAUUGGUCCCCAAAUCCAUGAAACGGAAUGCAGAAUAAAAUUUUGAUAAAUGUAGAUAAUAAAUGCUCUUAAAAA
Musca domestica (house fly) is the source of this 771-nucleotide messenger RNA. RefSeq names its product peptidoglycan-recognition protein SA. Gene Ontology annotation, biological process: innate immune response; peptidoglycan catabolic process. The record is from RefSeq and is a predicted model, not a curated record. NCBI's taxonomy places the organism in Eukaryota, Metazoa, Arthropoda, Insecta, Diptera, Muscidae. Gene Ontology annotation, molecular function: peptidoglycan binding; N-acetylmuramoyl-L-alanine amidase activity; zinc ion binding.